CGGCCGCAGAGGGUGCACAUCAUCCUCACCGCGAUCGCAUUGUUGAACAGCUUCCUUUAUCUGAAAAUUAAUAAAAAAUAAACACACCCCCGCACACUCAGAGCACGGAACCGAUUCACCUCUUCACCAACUUUUCCAGUAAAAUCGCCAGUUUUGGUGACGCUGCAAAAAUGAUAGACGAUAACUGAACUAUCGCCGUCUUCGCGUCCGAAGAUCACCCACCUUCUUGGAAACAUGUGCAUGUGUAUCAGUGUGAUAAACAUGAAGAACUCUCUCUGAAGUGCACCCGAGCUAACAGCUCCAUCUACCGCGCUUAGCACAUCAAUGCUAAACUACAGACUGGUCUCAACACACUUCUUGAAGCAACCGUAAAUCGUUGAGCCCCAAGACUCUCAUAGACUGUCAGUGCCGAAACAAUAUGUGUCGGGAUCGAGACAUGUCGGUGCUCACCAGUGACAUCAUCAAAUAAACCUUCACAGACUGAGCGGGACUCUAUAUUGUCUAUAGUUUAGUGUCAGAUUUCCCGCCAAAACGGCGCGCGUUUCCGCCCCGCCGUUUCGUUUUGUUUCUUUCAAUUUAUUUUAUAUCAAAGGUUAAGCAAUAGCCCGGUGUUUAGUGUUUGGUUGUGGAUAAAGCAAAGGGGUUUUGCUCGCUAGCGGGCCCCAUUAUACUACCCUGGCCAGCCGCAGUCGGGACAACAUUUCCAGGAUCUUAGACUCCAUAGUUGGUGCUGCACGAUACUGCAUUAAUCCUCACGUAAACGGCCCUUUUGGAAAUUGGGGGUUUAGUUUGAAGUCUAAGUUUUAAAUCUGAGGCGACAUGGUACAAUUGGAUAUUGAACAGGGUUACGGGCACGAAAGAGAGUGCCCGAGCGAGCAGCGCGUUGUAAUCGGGUGCCGUGCGCAGUGCUGCGAGCGGGAGGAGCGCGAGAAGGAGACGGAAGAUAUGGCGGCGCCCGAGUGCGAGCGGGAGGCCCGCAAGCGGCGCGAGCGCAGAGAUUCGGGCUGCACGCACGAGCGCAAAGAGCGACGGCCGCAUAGCGAGGAGCGGACGCCACCGCCGCCGCCGCCACCACCUCUACAUGACUGCAACCGUCUUGAGUCAGAGCGACGAGCCGAGCGGCUCUCGCGCGCGCGUCGCCCGCAAUAUGGCGGCAAGCGGCGACGGGCACCCGCACGCAUCCCGAAACAUCCUAAGGAGAACGAAUGCUUCACGACAUCCGAAGAGACUCGGUGCAGCACCCCCACGCCUUUUGACUACGUACAGCUACAGAAAACGCAAACACUAUCCGAUGAGCCAGAAACAUUGGACGCGGGCGCUCUCCAACGCCAGGUGGGCCGCACGGUCAGCGUCGAGGGGCCCGAAGACGGCGAGCUGUCGGUGAGCGCGCGGGCCGCCGCCGCCGAGCGGGCCCGCCGCGACGAGCGGUCCGUGGCCCCCCGGCCCUUCACGCGCCGCGACCAGCCCUGCCCCGAGAAACGGCUGGAGAAGAUCAACAAGAAGAUCUCCGUCCUCAAAAAAAGCAUCUCCAAAUACGAAAGCGAAUACGAAGCGAAGAAUGGCCACGCUUUAACCCCUAGCGACCGCAUAACCGACGUGCAGAUGCUCCGCAUGAACGAAUCCCUUCGUAGGCUGCAGGCAGAGAAGCGCUGCAUCAAAUCAGACCCGGUGGAAUAUGCCCUCAAAGUGCAAGCAGCUAAGCAACAGAAAGAGAGGGACGACAAACUUGACGCAGUGCUGAAAAGCGAUAAGCCUAUGACUGAAGUCGUGAGAGAUAUAGAGGAGUAUGUUUACCAGUGGCUCGAGGGUUGUCGCCAAGCGGGGGGCCGCUCGACGGUCCCCGAGAACACCUGGACCGCCUCCCAGCUGGCGGCAGAGAAGCUAUGCGUGCAGAAGGUCCUGCUUCGUCUGGAAGCGUCCCGGGGCCGGCCACCCGCACAUUCUGCAGACCGUGGGGCCGCGAGGCACCUCUACGAGCGGUACAGAGCUGUGAAGCGAGCCUUAGCCAUCUCCAGGCCUGAUGCGGUGAUCGGUGCCAACGGCGAGCUGGCCACCAUCCACGAGCACGAGCCGAUGCUGUUCAACUCCAGCGUUGACAGCUCCAGCGACUCGCAGGAGAAACCAUCCGAUUCCUCUCAGGACACCAUAGAAACACCGCUGCAGUCGCCGCCGACCCGCGACGGCAUCGGCGAGGAGGUUCCCUCGUCGACGUCAUCAGCCCAGUCCGGCACCACCAGCGAGGAGGCCACGCCGUCCAACGAGGGCCUGCACUGCCUCGGCCUCGAAGACCUGGCCCGCGCCCUCAGCGAAGCCAAGCUGCAGAAAUGCGUACUUCGUCGCAACAUCAAAGAGUACGAGGUGAGUUUUGAACUGCAGAACAGCAGGAAGGUUCAAAGGGAUGAUAAAAAGGGGAAGGAGGAAGAAUAUCUUCGCUAUAAAGCCGUCAAAGCUAGAAUCAAACUGCUGAAUGCUCUCAUCAAUAAACAAAAAGCUUUGGGAUAAGUUACACUAAAUUAAAAUGCAGUAUAACUACUGAUACACUUUCAUUUGAAACCAAGGAGUCUCCGCCUGCUGUAGUAAAUCCACAACCAACUACCUAUAAUAGAACUUUCUACAAACCCGUAAAUGUUAUUGAUAAUUUUACAUUUUAAGGCCAUCUUAAAUCAGAUGAAUAUAAAUGUUGUAGAAUUUCUAACAAUAGAUUUAGUUACCAAUUUGCAAACAGAUAAAAAAUACAUAGAACUUGUAGUUUUAAGGUUCGAAUAUGAUUUAUACGCAAAAUUGUAUAGUGCCAAAUGUUGUUGAUCUAUACAAUAAUGUAUUGUACAAUUUGAGUAGAACUAUACCUUCAAGGCUUAUUGUUCGUACUUUUAUACGAAUAUAAAAAUUACUACAAAAAUUAAAUAACUAAAUAAGUAAGGGGUACAGUAGUGGGUACCAAGAUAUUAAUUUAUAUGUAGAGUUACGGUAAAUACGCAUAAGGCCAAUCAAAAAUUUGAGCAACCUUGCGCUGAAACUAUGUAUGUAUUACUUUCUCUUUAUUUACCAGUGCAUA
Ostrinia nubilalis (European corn borer) is the source of this 3055-nucleotide messenger RNA. RefSeq names its product protein FAM13A-like. Bases 820 to 2502 code for a protein of 560 amino acids. The record is from RefSeq and is a predicted model, not a curated record. The transcript is spliced from 11 exons. NCBI's taxonomy places the organism in Eukaryota, Metazoa, Arthropoda, Insecta, Lepidoptera, Crambidae.